AAUGGCGACCAAGAAGGCGGGACGGCGUGUCUGUACCCGGAUGUACACAAGCCUCAGUUGGCUCGCCUCCUCUCGUUUCUUUAUUAUGUUAGUCACCUUAUCCGAUAUGGCUGAUGAGAAGGAGAAGGUAGAGCUGGUAGCGAGUCACGAGGAGGGAGAACGGCUAGCGGAGAACGAGGAGGGAGAUGAGCCGAAGCCUACCGGUGGACGUUGGUGCGUGAUGAAGGUCCUGACUUGGAAGACGCCGUUCUGCAUCCUGGCCGGCUUCCUCUGCGCCAACCUGGUCUUCUGGUUCCUUGCAUUGACUCCUUGGAGACUGUUAAAUCUUGUUUCACUGGUACUCCUUGGUGUUGUAAUGAUGCAGAUCAUGCAGGAUUUGGUCUUAUCUAGAGAAAGAGGGGCACAGUUAUGGAGAAGCCUCACUGACCGCUGGGAAGUCAUUGAUUCCAAGUCUGAAUACAGGCUCAGGCUGAACCAUUGCAUGGAAGAAGCAAUGAUGAGUUUCUUUGUAUUUCUCCAAGAAAUGUCUCACUUCAAAGAACAGAACCCUGGCAAGUUUUGUCUCCUGGUCUGCAGCGUGUGUACAUUCUUCACAAUCUUGGGAAGUUACAUUCCUGGUGUUGUCCUCUCUUACCUUCUUUUACUAUGUGCCUUCUUGUGUCCACUCUUCAAAUGCAAUGAAUUUGGACAGAAAGUAUAUAGCAACAUUAAGUCACUUCUGCUGAAACUGAACUUUGGUAUUGGGGACUAUAUCAAGCAAAAAUGGAAAGAGAGAGCUGAAGUGAUAAAAACUACGGCGACAGAAGACAACAGUGAAUUAGACAUAUCAGCCCUGUGUCCUAAGGUUAGUCCUGCAGUUGUGGCCCAAGAGAUGUCUGUAUCAGAUACUGAUGUAUCAGAGGUAUCUUGGACUGACAAUGGAACUUUCAAUCUAUCUGAGGGAAACACUCCACAGACAGACACAUCUGAUGCUUUUCCUGUCAAUUGUUUAAUAGAUUUUGACCACCCAAGUGACCGUGAGGAAGCUUUCGCAAGAGAUCUUGCAGAAUUUCCAUCUGUGGAAAAUGGUGCAGGAACAAAUGACGAGGAUGAUUCAAGCAUUGGCAUUCCUGUCAAUCAAGAAAGAAAAAGGGACCAUCUCCCUACCACAUCAGAUCAGAGUACCAGGCUGGAUAAGGAGGGGCACUCUGCAGCAGGCCUCUCCUUGCCUUUGAUCAAUGACCAGGCUUUCAACUUAGUAAGAGCUAUUGCCGGUGAUGUUGUUACAUCUGUGGUGUCAGCAGCUGUCAGAGACCAGUUGCAGUCCAUGCAAGCAGAUCCAAAUUUAAAUGAAGAGACAGACACAGAGGAAGGAGAUGAUUUUGAACUGCUUGACCAGUCGGAGCUUGAGCAAAUUGAAAGUGAACUGGGGAUCACCAAAGGCCAAGAGGCAGAACCACAAGAAAAGAAGAAGUCCACGGGCUUCCUCUCAAACCUGCUUGGGGGCCAUUAAUAUGGAAAGUGGAGCUGCUUAAUAGUAUAGUGAAAACAAAAUAUAGACCAUGUGGAAUGCAAAAAACAAAAAAGGAAAAUGAUGAGCUGUGAGCUUUAUCUAUUAUUUUAGAUGUGCUGUAACGUCCUUCAUGCAGAGUGAACUAACUUGUUACAGAUCAGUUGAUGCUGGUAGUUUUGUUUCUGAUAGUGAUCCCAUAGAAAUGAAACAUGUAUCUCAUUAUUUUCUGUCAAGGAAUUUAAGAAUCGAGAUUUUAAAUAUAUCGCUAUAUAUAUGUAUAAAUUGCCAAAUGUAGCUCCCUUGUGGCUGUUACCAAAUCCUCUUCACCUCCUGCCUGUUUACUCUUACUUUUCAUGCGUUUAGAGCAAUGCUUCAGGGAGAGAAAAUAUCAACAGGAAUCAACAAGCCAUCAUGUCCUAGUUGCCUCCUAUGUAGCAGAAUAUCUAAACUUCCAGAGUAAACAAGUGUCUGACAGGCCCAUACACCCUGAACCCUUUUUUCAAAUAUAUCUCAUGUAUGCUCCAUUA
This is a messenger RNA of Rhineura floridana, 2019 nucleotides long. It is a transcript of the gene RETREG1, whose product is annotated as reticulophagy regulator 1. Lineage: Eukaryota; Metazoa; Chordata; Lepidosauria; Squamata; Rhineuridae. The transcript is spliced from 9 exons. Bases 2 to 1492 code for a protein of 496 amino acids. Gene Ontology annotation, biological process: negative regulation of neuron apoptotic process; reticulophagy. The record is from RefSeq and is a predicted model, not a curated record. Gene Ontology annotation, cellular component: endoplasmic reticulum membrane.